Austrofundulus limnaeus is the source of this 5057-nucleotide messenger RNA. RefSeq names its product coagulation factor V (gene f5). Gene Ontology annotation, molecular function: copper ion binding; signaling receptor activity. Lineage: Eukaryota; Metazoa; Chordata; Actinopteri; Cyprinodontiformes; Rivulidae. The record is from RefSeq and is a predicted model, not a curated record. Gene Ontology annotation, cellular component: plasma membrane.
GUUCGGUCCCACCUAUAAGAAAGUGGUUUUUCGGGAGUACGACAAAGACUUCAGACAGGCUAAGAGUCAUCCAUCCUGGUUAGGUUUGCUCGGACCCACACUGCGAGCYGAGCAGGGGGAGACCAUCGUGGUCACGUUCAGAAACAUGGCCAGUGGAACGUACAGCAUGCACCCACAUGGUGUGGCUUAUGGSAAACAGUCAGAGGGGGCCAAUUACUUUGAUAACACGUCUCUAAAAGAAAAAGAGGAUGAUAUGGUUCGUCCUAACGGUGAGCAUGUUUACUACUGGGAGGUGACCCCAGAUGUUUCACCUCUGCCCGAUGACCCCACCUGUCUCACCUACACUUACAUCUCCCAUCAAAAUGUGGUGCAGGACUACAACUCUGGYCUCAUUGGUGCGCUGCUCAUUUGUAAGCCUGACAGCCUUGAUCAAUCGAGAAGACAGGUUGACCAUGACCAGGAGUUUGUGUUUCUCUUUGGAGUUUUUGAUGAGAAAGAAAGUAUAUACAGCCCAAAUGGUUAUUACCCAGACAACCAUGUCAAAUACACCAUCAACGGAUACACAAAAGGAUCAUUGCCCGAUGUUAGAAUGUGUGCUCAUGCCUCUGUGAGUCUGCAUCUGGUUGGCAUGAGCUCAGAGCCUGAAGUAUUCUCAGUGCAUAUGAAUGGACAAGUGCUGAUCCAGAACGGCCACAAACUGUCUUCAGUGGGAUUGAUCAGUGGCUCGUCKGCUACCAUCAGCCUGGUGGCUCCACACACAGGUCGCUGGCUACUGUCCUCACACACCUUCAAGCACAUAGAAGUUGGUAUGCAUGGUUUUGUGGAUGUAAAGAAAUGUGAAGGCUUUGAGGAACCGGUGCGAAAAAUGACAAUUGCUGAACAACGACAAAGCAAAGAGUGGACAUACUAUAUAGCUGCGGAAGAAAUUCUUUGGGACUAUGCACCCAACUUACAAGAACACACUGAUGAAGACUUCAAGCUUCAGUACUUGGAGCGGACAUCAACGCGUAUUGGUGCCAAGUACACRAAGGCAGUAUACACACUAUUUACAAAUGAAUCAUUCACUGAAAAGCUAGAGCCAAAACAACGGAGGAGUGAGCUUGGAAUCUUGGGUCCAGUAAUCAGAGCACAAAUCAGAGAUGUCAUCAAGAUAGUUUUUAAGAACAUGGCCUCAAGACCCUACAGUAUCUACCCACAUGGCCUGACAAUAGAAAAGUCAGAGGAGGGAGCCAACUAUCCAGAAGGAGGAAACCAGUCCCAUGCUGUCCAGCCAGGUGAAACACACACCUAUACMUGGAAGGUACUUCAGGAGAAUGAGCCUUUGGACAGUGAUUCGCGAUGUCUGACACGAAUGUACCACAGUGCUGUGGACACACCACGUGACAUCGCAUCAGGUCUUAUAGGCCCCAUCCUCAUCUGCAAGAGUCAGUCCCUUAAUGUCAGGAAUGUACAGGUGAGGGCAGAUAAGGAGCAGCAUGCAGUGUUUUCAGUGUUUGAUGAGAACAAGAGUUGGUACCUGGAUGAUAACAUUCGACAGUACUGUGAUCGAUCCAAAGUCAACAAGGCUGACCCAGAGUUUUACAAGUCCAAUAUCAUGCACACAAUAAAUGGUUAUGCCUUUGAGAGUGGGCCACUCUUAGGCUUCUGCAAUGGUGAGGUUGCAACAUGGCAUGUGUCCAGCAUUGGAGCACAGGACUACAUUCAAACAGCUACCUUCUAUGGCCAUCCUUUUGAACUAAAUGAGAGAACAGAAGACUUCCUUAGCCUCUAUCCUAUGACUGGGGAGACCAUCACUAUGAGCAUGGACAACAUUGGUGUCUGGCUUUUGGCUUCUCUAAAUUCCCAUCAAACAACAAAAGGAAUGCGUGUGAAGUUCCAAGAUGUUGAGUGCUAUCGUGACUACCAAUAUGAGUAUGAAUAUGAUGUUCCAAAAAGCACAUUCAAUAUAUGGAAACUAAAUAAUGUUACAAACGACAAGGAAGACAAACCAAACCUUGUAACRACAAAAACAAACGAACCAGAUUAUGACACAGACAAUUAUGCAGAAGAACUAGGUCUCAGGUCACUGAAAAAACAGUUAGGUGGCUCAGAUGCAGAGGAACUGGACUUGUCUCUUUUUGAUUAUGAUGCCAUUGAUGUGCCUYUUGGAAAUAUGAACAUCAGUCUCAAUUUUAAGGAGACAAAAAAUAAAACUGGCAUGGAUUCAAAGCUGGAUGCAAUGAAUAACACAUAUUUUUCAAACUGGAAAAAGAUGGAUGACGUAAACCUCACAGAAUCAUUUGUUCUAGACAACAGCUUCAGUGGGAAUGCAGAACAUACACAGAAAAACAGUACCAAAAACAUUUUUGAUAAUUCUUCAGURCAUCAAACAGAGAACACAAAUGUAUUGCUACAGAAUAACAUCACAUCAUCUACAAAUAAGACUUAYUCUACAACGGUGCCAAAUUUUGACAAUGUUACUGUUUUUGACUCCAUGAAUACAACAGUUUGGAAUGCUACUGUUUUUGGAAAUGUGAUCUCAGAUGGUUUAACUGCUGCUCUACAGGAMUCUACAAAUCAUACCAUAACAAUACAACAGAUAACCAUUAAAACUACAGAGAUACAAGAGACUUUGAAUUUAACCACACCACAGAUUACUGAUCUCCCUGUAACAGUACUAGAAAAUUCAACCUUUAUCUCWAAAAAUGAAACAAUGAAUGCAAGCUUGUCUGGUGAUAGCUAUGCAUCUAUAGAUAUAAAUCUUGAGGACUCUGAGGAAGAACAUGAAAGAGGGGACAACUUCAUUUACAGUGUGCCUUUGUCCAAGUCCAUCAAUUCUACCCUAAACAAUAUCCCAAGGAGCAAUGUAUCUGAAAUAACAAUUUUACAGAAUGCAACACGGGAGGAUGAUAAUGAAACUACAACAAAGCAUUUCAACAUGUCAGCACUUGAUGCCAAAAAGGUUAACACCAGCAGUAUAGUCAGAAAUAAUAUGACCAUUUUUGAGUUGGAGGUUGCAAACAUAACCAGCAAUGAGAGUAAUAAAUUGAAUGCAACCGCACAGCAAGAAAAUGAAACAGAAGUAAAUUCUGAUAAGUUUGUAACUGUUACUGCCAAUUCAAGCCUUGAAAAUGCAACAYGUAUUUUGCUCUUAAAUGAGUUGUUGAAAAAUGACACGGUGAAUGUAUCCAGAUCAGAUUUACCAGGACGGGCCACCGAGAAAAGUCAUGAUUCUGAAGUUCUGAUUGUUCCUGUCAAUUCCAGCCUUGAAAAUGCAACACAAAUUUUGCCUCAAAAUGAAUCGUUAAAAAAUGUCACRGAUAAUGUAACCAGAUCAGACUCAUUAGGAAGAAAUACAGAGGAGAGAACGGUCAUCACAGCAAUUCUUGAUGACAUGACCAACAUAUCUUCUGUGGAAAGUAACUCCAGUGAGAUCGUAGGUUUAUCUAACAUAUCCCUCCCUGUAAGUACUUUAAAACCAAUCAGUUCUGAUGAGUUGGGCAGUGAAGAACUGUAUAUCUACCGCAAAGAAAACAGAACAGAGGCUAUUAAAACAUCCUCCGUUAGAACACAAGGACACAACUGGGCUUAUGAUGGAACACAUUCCAUAGUACCUCAGCAGAUUCCUGACGACAUGAAGAAAUACUUUGAGACUGUGGUGCCUCAAACAACUCCACCUCCUAAAAAAUCAAAGAAAAUCACUCUCCGACAAAGACCCCAAAAAGGCCAAGGUUUGAAAACAAGGAGGAGGAAGGAAUACCAGCCUCAGGCCAGGAGUGGUUUACCCUUUUCCCCUCGGGGAUUCAAUCCAGGGAUGACCCCCCGUGGGGCAAGGCCUUCUGCACCACAGCCUGUCUCUGAUGAGGAGGAGUUGAUUAACAUGCCGGUGGUCAUUGGUGUGCCACGACCCGACUUCAGUGAGUAUGAUCUGUAUUCUGGAGAUAGAAAAGACCAUCUUGACAUGAAUCAACCAGAUGUGGCCCUAAAUGAAUAYGAGUAUGUGAUGUACAAAGACCCAUAUAGUAGUCACGAAGAUGUCAAGAAUCUCAAUCUGGAUGAAACUAACAAGCAUUAUCGGAAGUUAUCAGGCCCAAAUGUCAAGACAUAUUUUAUUGCUGCAGAGGAGGUUGAAUGGGACUAUGCUGGCUACGGGCACAGGAGGCAAGAAAAGUCACAGUUUACUAAUCAAGAAACUACAUUCACCAAGGUGGUUUUCCGAGGUUACCUGGAUAGUAGCUUCACAACUCCUGACAUUCGGGGAGAGAUGGAUGAGCAUCUUGGCAUAUUAGGGCCUGUCAUCAAAGCUGAGAUUGGACAAACCAUCAUGAUUGUUUUCAAGAACAAGGCAAAUCGACCAUACUCUUUACACCCUAAUGGGGUUUCCUAUACAAAACUGUCUGAGGGUCUGUCUUAUGAAGAUGGCUGCAAAUAUUGGUAUAAAUAUGACAAUGARGUUCAACCCAAUACUACCUUCACAUAUUUAUGGAAGGUCAGUUCUAUGGUUGGUCCAACAUCUGAGGAGUCUCAGUGUCGGACCUGGGCAUACUACUCAGGUGUUAAUCCUGAAAGGGACAUCCAUUCAGGCUUAAUUGGACCUUUGCUGGUGUGUCAUGAAGGUACCCUGCACAACAACACCUUGCACAGAAUGACGGAGUUUGUUCUCCUUUUCAUGACCUUUGAUGAAUCACAAAGCUGGUACUACAACAAGAACUAUGAGCUCAUUCAGCGGAAGAGCCGAAGAAGAACUCUGGAUACAAACCAUGAGAAAUUCAAGUUUCACACUAUCAAUGGAAUAAUAUACAGCCUUAAGGGCUUGAGGAUGUACUCCCAACAGCUUGUGCGCUGGCACUUGAUCAAUAUGGGUUCCCCCAAAGACUUUCAAAGUAUUUACUUCCAUGGACAGACAUUCAUCCACAAGAUGACCAAAGACUACAGACAGGCUGUUUACCCUCUGCUGCCAGGGAGCUUUGCAACACUGGAGAUGUAUCCAUCCAAACCUGGACUGUGGCAACUGGAGACAGAAGUUGGUUUAGCCCAACAGAGGGGCAUGCAGACCCUCUUUCUCAUUGUUGAUAAUG